This is a messenger RNA of Limulus polyphemus (Atlantic horseshoe crab), 1840 nucleotides long. RefSeq names its product transient receptor potential cation channel subfamily V member 6-like. Gene Ontology annotation, biological process: calcium ion import across plasma membrane. NCBI's taxonomy places the organism in Eukaryota, Metazoa, Arthropoda, Merostomata, Xiphosura, Limulidae. The coding region runs from base 99 to 1628 and encodes 509 amino acids. The transcript is spliced from 10 exons. The record is from RefSeq and is a predicted model, not a curated record. Gene Ontology annotation, molecular function: calcium channel activity. Gene Ontology annotation, cellular component: membrane.
AGUUUUGGAGAUAUAGUAACAUCACGUGCUCAGGGUACCCACUGAAUGCUUUGGACAGCAUUUUACCUAGCGGGAAGACAAACUGGAACUCUGCCCUCAUGAUUAUUUUAAAUGGAAAAACUAAUGAACAUCUUGACAUGCUCGAUGGUGGAGUCAUCCAGCGGCUUCUAGAAGAAAAAUGGAAAACCUUCGCCAGAAAAGAGUUUCUGAAACGUUUGGUACUCAUGUUCCUACACCUGAUUGCUCUUAGUAUUGCUGUUUCUCUCCGCUCCUCAUCAGAUGGCAACCUACUUGGCCCCUCUGACCUGCGUUCCAUUUGUCGAUAUUUUGCUGAGUUGGUAACCUGUCUGGGAUGUAUAGGGUUCGUUGUUUUUCAACAAGGCGAAGAAAUAAUGUCUCAAGGUCUCCUGGGCUUCCUUAUCAAUCUUAGUAGUAAUCCUGCCAAGGCAAUCUUCCUUAUCGCCAAUAUUCUUAUCCUCUGCUGUGUGCCGUGUCGACUAAUGGGGUACAGACACACUGAAGAUGUUCUCCUUACAUUUGCAAUUCCUGGUUCCUGGUUCUUCCUUAUUUUCUUUGCAGGGGCUGUAAAAUUGACAGGUCCGUUUGUAACUAUGAUCUACAACAUGUUAGUCGGAGACAUCGUGAGAUUUAGCAUCAUCUACUUGAUCUUUCUCUUAGGGUUCACGCAAGCUUUUUUCUUCCUGUUUAAAAAUCAGACUGGAGAGAGUCAACGAUUUAAGACAUAUUCACAAACCUGGAUGGCCCUAUUCCAUAUGACUUUAGGGUAUUACGAGUACUCCGAGUUCAGCGAUACUUUCUACAGUGCAUUAACGUGGUUUGUCUUCGCUGUUUUCAUGGUUAUCAUGCCUAUCCUGAUGCUUAACAUGCUGAUUGCUAUGAUGGGAAAUACGUAUUGCGAAGUAAUAACCCAAUCUGAACGAGAAUUCGUCAAACAGUGGGCUAAAAUCGUUGUGGCCCUAGAGAGAGCUGUUAGCCAAAAGAAGGCUAAAGAGUAUAUGCAGAGCUAUUCCAUUCGACUGGCUUCGCCCUCUGGUGAUGAUGACCCUGAGAAAGAGCAGCGAGCAGUGAUGGUAAUAAAAAGUAAAUCAAAGUCAAAGGCAAAGCAGAGGAAAGGGGCUUUAUCAAACUGGAAGAGAUUUGGUAAAAUAGUGAUUCAGGAACUACGUCAGUGUGGUGGUACAGCGGAACAGUUUAGACAGAAGUACAGGAUUAACCAUCACUUUUCUACAUCUGCUUGCAAACCCUCUCCAGUGGACAAAAGUGAUGACUCCGACAGUGAGAGGGGAGCUGCGAUAGACUCUGGAAAUGGUUUAGGAGUCGCUUUGAACCAGCUUGCGUUUGCUCACGAUUUAGACUUCAGUAAAAGUUCUGUUACACCUCAAUCAGCUUCGCCAAGUGACAAAGAAAGUGCCACACCUACUGGAGGAAAAUCUUUCGGAGAUUUGUUCCAGCAGUUAGCUUGGGCACACGACUUGGAAGUUGGUCGACCACAAACUCCUACAGGAAGCCAUCGUGAUAGUGUAAGUUCCCAAUCACGACCAACUUCUCCAUCUCCUGAACAAAAUACCUAUCCCUCAUUAUACAAGAUACUACAAUUCCUAAAAUAAAUACCGAAGAUUCCUUCCCCACCCAACAAAGUGAACUAUCCUCCGUUCCAAAUCAAAGUAAUGAGGCUCGUUCGGAAGUUGAACAAAGUAAUAAAACCAAAUUAAACACCUUGCAUGGAAUAGACAAUCCUGCCUUUGUAUCUGAUGCUGGAGCUUCUGCGCAGCCGCUAGAGUCAGAACAAGGUUUCAAUCUUAAACUUCCCCACAAAAAA